Patiria miniata (bat star) is the source of this 3319-nucleotide messenger RNA. RefSeq names its product serine--tRNA ligase, mitochondrial-like. The transcript is spliced from 11 exons. Gene Ontology annotation, cellular component: mitochondrion. Gene Ontology annotation, biological process: mitochondrial seryl-tRNA aminoacylation. NCBI's taxonomy places the organism in Eukaryota, Metazoa, Echinodermata, Asteroidea, Valvatida, Asterinidae. The record is from RefSeq and is a predicted model, not a curated record. Bases 172 to 1614 code for a protein of 480 amino acids. Gene Ontology annotation, molecular function: tRNA binding; serine-tRNA ligase activity; ATP binding.
AAUGAUUAACUGUAGAUAUUUGUGUGAAAUAGAACGACAAGUGUUGUUCACUCGAGUUACAUUUUAGCGAAUGUAUCAUUGGAACUUUAGAGGCCCGUCUUAUUUUAACUAAAAACGAUCAACUUCGAAGUUCGAGAGGAACAUUUACGGUAUUAGAAAAUCAAGUACAACAUGAUGGCAAGGAGACUUCUCACACAACGAUCAGUCCAGUUCUUGAGCACCUUGUUAGCGCGACAGUCAAAGAGAAUCCCAUCCCGAGGUCUCCAAGUCCUGCCUUCAAAACCCGAGACUACCCAACAUACCAGCCGUCAUCUUAGACCCAUCGGCCGUCACUCCAAGUGCCAGCGGCUGAUGAGCGAAUGGGUCUACUCAAAGAGUCUGAGACCCGAAUUUGACAUGCAGGAAAUCUGCGACAACAUAGAGCAGAUUGCGGAGAACGUACGACACAGGAAAGGAGAUGCUGAUGUGCAUGAAGUGGUAGAACUCUGGAAAAGGUUGAAGUGUUUGGAGAAGGAAAUGAGUGACUUUCAGAUUGAGGAAGAUCGCCUCAACCUCUUGAAGGACCAGAUUAGGGAAACAGAAGAUGCAUUCUACCAGUCCGCAUCUCGGCUGCCAAACAGGACACAUCCAGAAGCGCCCUGGGGUGAGGAAGAUGAACCUCAAUUGGUCCUGCUGGUUGGUGAGAAACCGAAGUUUACUUUCUCAAUCAGGAGUCACUAUGAGUUGGGAGAACAUCUAGAUAUCAUCAGAAUCAAGAAUCUGGGUCAUGUCACAGGUCACAGGUCAUAUUAUUUGAAAGGUGCCGGAGCCAUGUUGGAGCACGCCCUCAUUCGCUUCACGGUGGACAGGCUUCUAGGCAGAGGCUUCAGGGCUGUGACUGUCCCGGACCUUGUGCAGCCAAUCGUCUUUGAAGGAUGUGGAAUGCGCACCAAGGGUCUGCACACCCAGGUCUACCAAUUGGAUCGUAGGAAACACGACAGAAACCUGUGUCUGUCUGGCACGGCUGAAGUCGGUCUAGCAGGCUACUUCAUGGACAGGGUGCUUGACGUUGAGGACUUACCACAGAAGGUGUUUGCAGUCAGUCAGUGCUUCAGGGCGGAGACCACUCACAGUGCUGAGGCAAAGGGGCUGUACAGGGUCCAUCAGUUCACCAAGGUUGAGAUGUUCUGUGUCACCACUGAUGAUCAGAGUGAGUGCAUCUUUGAUGAGCUGGUUGCAAUCCAAAAAGAUCUCUUCGCCGAACUUGGCCUUCACUUCCAGGUUUUAGACAUGCCAUCCCAUGAUCUGGGAGCACCCGCCUUCCGAAAAUACGACAUAGAAGCAUGGAUGCCUGCUAGACACGGCUACGGGGAGAUAUCCAGCGCGUCCAACUGCACCGACUACCAGAGCCGAAGGCUGAGGAUCAAGUACAGAUCCAAGGAGGGUGAUCUCAGACACGCAUACACGUUGAAUGGUACGGCCUGUGCAGUACCCCGUGUCCUUCUCACGCUGUUAGAAUGUAAUCAAGAGAGGGAUGGAAGUGUCACCAUCCCAAACGCGCUGCAGCUGUACAUGAACGGGAAAACCGUCAUCACCAAACCGUCAAGUGGACUCUUACAUCACACGAGACUCUGACAUCUUUCGAUGGAUCACCACCAAAAUAACAAAUAAACAGGCAGAAAAUUCUACAGAAAAUUCUACAGACACCAUAGAUGGCAACGAGGCUUACUCAUGUCGUGGGACAAAUCUCAAGAUUUGCAUGCCUAUGGACAAUAGAUGAUGCUCUUUUAUCACUUUCGAGAGCCCAGAGGGACACACACCACAUACACGUACUGUUCAUGCACAUAUGGUGCCAAGUACCAACAACUUGUUUUGUUCUGAAAGUGCAGAAACCCGUAGCAUCCUUGUGUGAGCAUCAGGUGUCGUCAGCUGUGCAUUAAAAUGUUUUCUUCCUCCAACUCUACCUUUCGUAACCAUUGAGGAAGGACUUGUGCACGUUGCAAAAUACGUUGCAAAAUACACAGUCCACGUUGCAAAAUACACAGGACCACUUUAUCUUGAUGUGCAAAAAAAAUCAUAGUUUUUGCCACAUUGGUGCUGAGCAUGACAUGAAGUAUCUGUCAUAUCUCUUUCUUGUUUUUAAUUGUAUAAGGGGUAGUUGCACGUGGAGUCCAUACCAACUUCAUUCUGUGAAUGUUUUUCAUACUUCUUUUGGUUUUUAGCAGCAGGAUAGCCGCUCAACAAAUCAUCCUGCGUCUCUGUUAGUCCGUUAGUUAGUAACAAAUGCUGACACUGUCUAUUGCUCCUACAUAUUUUGACCGAUUUCAACCAAACUUUGUCAAAAGUAUCAGUAGCCCAGCCCCAACAUGUCACAUGACCAAACUGGGGUCAAAAUCCUGAUUAUUCUAGUCAAAACACUACUCCUUCCAGAAAGUACAUGGCACAGUCAUGUGACUCGUACAUGAACACAAAUUGUUGGCCCGUAGCUUCCGCGAUCCAGCUUUUUUAUUUCAGAUUUGGUGCAAACAUUUUGCGUAGAAAAAAAAAGAGCGAAACCCAAAACUGGUGGUUGUUUUGUUUAUUCGGUUUCAUUUUAGGAAUAAUAAUUCCCUUCAUGAGACUUGUUCUGGUUGAUAAAAAUAACAGUGUGGGUCACACUGUAAGAUAAAGAAUUGGGUUAUAAUACUUUUUUAAAAAUAAUUAAAGGAGUUCAGUAAGUUCACACAAAUGCAGUAAAACAAUUUCAAAAAAAGGUUUUUGGUGCUUCAUUCUAUUGUAUUUAAUGCACUGUACCCUUAUAACUUUUAACUCUCUUCAUUUAGGAUUUUGUUCACAUGAUCAUUGGUAAGAAUUGGACACGAUUUUGAAAAAUGAGAUCUAUAAUAAUAAUAAUAGUAAUGUCCAUACUCAUCAAACAGAUAGUAAUUCAUAGACAGCUUGGCUUGGGGGGGGGGUGCAAAUUUUAUGGAAAAUUACUGGUCCAGAGAUGUUCGCAAACACCGAAGGGCCGGUAUUUCUGUACUUUAUCCUCAAAACAACCAAGUUGUUAAUUUUCAUUACAUCUCGCACAUAUUUACAGAUCAUAAAAUUGUCCCUUGUGCAUCGCAGAGUUGGAAACAAGGCGCAUAACAUAUUUGUCAGACGUAUCUUCAAAAGAUCUACUGACUGGAGAAAUACUGACCAAUGGCAGAGGUGCCUUGCCUAAUAAAUAUGCAUGAGAUGUUAUAAUGUAAAUUAUUCUACUUUAAGAGGCAAACAAUAUUUCAGUUUUCUUUAAAGAUGUUAGUCUGCUUAAUGUAAUGGUCAGAAAAUAAAAACAUCUGUUAAAAAUUGCAAAAUA